AUGAUGCCAUCGACGCGACGCCUGCGCCGACGACGCCGCACGCAGGUCGACGCCGGCGCCGUGCCGACGGGGGCCCCGCCGCGCGCCGUCGCCGCCGCGCUCACGUCGCUUCUGGCCACGCUCGCGGUCCCCGUGUGCGCUCCCGCGUUCCUGCCGCCCUUCGCGGGGACCGACGACGACCGCAUCUCGCAGUGGGCUUUUGACCUGCUCGAGGCGCUCCCGAACGCGCAUUACAACGCCUUCGUCUACGUGUUGGCGUUGCUGCGCGAGGUCCUUGCGAAGUCGUGGCAGACGACGGCGGCGACGCGCCUCGCGUCCGUCGCAAGGGACGCGUUCCUCCCCGACGGCGAGGCCGAGGCCGACGCGCGCGAUCACAUCUUCGCGGCGGUGCGAUUCCUACUGACGAGUAAUCUUUGA
Messenger RNA from Pelagomonas calceolata, 417 nucleotides. NCBI's taxonomy places the organism in Eukaryota, Pelagophyceae, Pelagomonadales, Pelagomonadaceae. The record is from the annotation of a GenBank genome assembly.